ACAGUAAUUCGGCCAUACCAUUGGCCAAGGUGUAACAUCUACUGUAGUAACAGCAGAUAUAAACAAAGACUAUUAUCCGAUAGUAGUGAUAAAAUAAUAAGAAGAAUGUCUUUAGAUUUAGGAGAAGAGGAUUUAAGAUCAGUUUUCGAACUUUGUGACCAACAGAAAAAUGGUUAUAUAUUUGUAGAAGAUUUCAUUGAUUUAGCAAAAAAGCAUUUUUGUGAUGAUAAUGAACAGAAUAUUUCGAAUGUUGUUGAGUUUCUUGAUCCAGAGAAGGAUGGUAAAAUCUAUUUUAAAGAUUUCUGCGAUGGUGUAAAACGCAUUUUAAAUACUCAACAAACAACUACAGCGCCCCAAACUCCAAAUUUGAAAAGAAAUUUAGAGAAUGGAAAAAUUUGUAUAGAAGAUAAUAGUGAACAGUAUGUCAGUAACACUGCUAUAACUCCCGGUGAUGCCUCUGAAUCAUCAUACACAUUUAACGAAUAUGAUUUAACCGACGAAGAUGGUCAGUAUUCACCUCAGGCUUCGCCACCUAAGUUAUUAAUAUCAGAUGACUUGGAUCCCGACUGCGGACAUCUUAAUGGGUUUAAUGGAGAAGAGAACUUUGAAGACGUUGGUAAUGGAGACUUAGAAGCUCCACUAUCAGUUCUCAGAUCAAAACAUAGACGAUAUCCAGGAAGUGGAGAUAGUUGGCCAUUUUGUAAAAAAAAUCCAAAAUAUGCAAGACAUUCUAUUGGCGGAGUGUUAAAUAUGUGGCAACAUCAAACAGAUAAAUCAUCAAUAAGUCUCUCUUUAUCGGACAGCCGGAGGAGUUCCGUAUCGGAUGAAGAUAGAUAUUAUGAAGAUAUUGAUGGAUCAUUUAAAGUUUUGAAUGGCAAGGUUGAAUCAUUAGAAUCUCAAAUUAUGACUUUGACCGAAAAUCAACAGAAAAAUGAUCAAAGUCAAAAUAGAAUUAAGUAUGAAAAUCAAUCACUAAUCGAACGAAUUCAUACGUUAGAAAUGGAAUUACACGAUGUUGAGGAACGCUCCCAGAAAAGGGUUGCAGAAGAAGAAGUUAAAUAUAGAGAUUUAUUGAACCGAACUGAUAAAGAGAAAGAACGAGAAAUACAAUUAUUAUCCGCAAGCUUGCAACAUAUGGAGUCCGAAUACAGUCAAUUAAAAGAGGAAAAUCCUAGAUUGCGCUUGGAAAAUGAAAAGCUUCGAAAGGAAGGGAGACUAUAUCAAGCGAAACUUGAACAAGCUGAACUUAAUUUGUCAGCUGCUAUUAAAGAGCGUGAUGAGUACAAAGGAAGAUUAAGAGAGAUUAAUAAUGAAUUGAAGUUGGAGCGUAAUGUUAAUACUCAGCUAGUCGACGAAUUAAGUAAAGAAUUAGAAGAUUUAAGAGGAUGUACUGAUGUUAGACAGCGAAGACCAAGUAGUCCUGAUUCAAUGAAUUAUCCACCGAACUAUAGAAGACAAUUAGAAAGUCUUGUAAUUCGUCUUAAAGAGGAAAAUGCUAGAUUAAAAGAUCAAAAUGAUGAUUUACAAGCUCAGUUACUUGGUCAUACAAUAAUUGAAGGUCACACAUUACUCACUUCAGGCACUAGCCUAGCAGAUGAGAUUGAUUGUAUGCCUAAAGAGGAGCUAACGAAGGCUUUAAGGGAAACUCAAGAGGCACAUAGGAAAUUGCAAGAAUAUGUUGAAGAUAUUACACUUAGGAUCAUCAACAAGAAUCCGGCGUUGUUAGAGAAGCAUUGACUAGAGGAAAGAAAUCGAUCAACCAAAUUUCAAGGGGUGGUCGAUUUCUUCAAGAAAAAAGCCGGACUGGUAAAAAAAUCUCCUUCAAAGUCUGUUGGAGAUGGAAAUUGAAUCGUUGUUAUUACGAAAGAAGUAAAAUAUCUUUGGUCUAUAUUAUCUUCUUGGCGUUUCCCAUAAAUAUUUCUUUUUUUUGUAUAUGUAAACAAAAUCUAGAAAACUAUAUCUAUCUCAAUUUUUACACGUUCAAAAAACUGAAGGACUAGUUGUCCUUUCUCUUCAUCAUGCAGAAUCCACUGUUAAAGCAAAAUUGUUAUGUGAUAUUAAUUAUUAAGAAAUGAAUGUUUUGCAAAAAGACAUUCAACACCAACAACCAAUACAUAUCAUUCAAUUUGCAUAUAUUAUUUUUUGUAUAUAGACUGUGCCUUAAAUGUCAAUUCAAAAUAAGAAAUUGUAAAUUGUGAUGUAAAUAGUUAUAUCUGGGACUGUGAUUUACCACAAAUUGUUUGUUUUAUCUUACUAUUCUAUAUUUCUGUCAAAAUGUUGUAUAUUUUUUGUUUUUUUUUACAAAUGUGGUCAAUAUUUUUCUAGUUUCUUUUUUUAUUCUAUUAAUUUAUGUAGGUUAUUAGCUUGAUUCAAUGAACACAUAAGUUUUGCUUGUAGAUAUACAUGUUAAUUUAUGAUUGUGGUACAUUUUUUUUAUCAAUUUAUCAAGUUCUAAUGACUGAAAACAGUUUAUUUAUUAGUCAAAAUAAAUUUAUUGAUAAAUAUUCAAAAAAAA
Molecule: messenger RNA, 2515 nt
Organism: Dimorphilus gyrociliatus
Lineage: Eukaryota; Metazoa; Annelida; Polychaeta; Dinophilidae
Source: the annotation of a GenBank genome assembly